GUUCUGUCUAUGGUGACACUGUGUAGUCGCAGAUCAGCAGAGGUUUGUCUGUUGAGCCAAGAUGGCCGAUUUCGAAGAACAGCUCACUGGGGAAGAGAAGGUCCGCAUUGCGGCUAAUUUUGUCAUCCAUGCUCCACCUGGAGAAUUCAAUGAAGUCUUCAACGAUGUGCGGAUACUUCUCAACAAUGACAAUCUUCUCAGGGAGGGUGCAGCACAUGCCUUUGCCCAGUACAACAUGGAUCAGUUCACCCUUGCCAAACUUGAAGGCUAUGAUGAUCAGGUACUGAUCACAGAGCAUGGCGACUUGGGCAACGGCCGUUUCUUUGACCCCCACAACAAGCAGUCAUUCAAGUUCGACCACCUGAGGAAGGAGGCCAGCGACCCCCAGCCCCACGAGGGAGAGGCGUCUCUCAGACCCUGGAGAGAUGCGUGUGACAGCGCCCUGAGGGCCUACGUCAAGGAGCACUACCCCAGUGGCGUCUGCACUGUUUAUGGGAAAACUAUAGACGGCCAGCAAACCAUAAUUGCUUGCAUUGAAGGUCACCAAUUUCAACCAAAGAACUUCUGGAAUGGCCGUUGCAGGUCUGAAUGGAAGUUCAGCAUAUCCCAAUCUACAGCUCAAGUCGUUGGAGUCCUCAAAAUACAGGUGCAUUACUAUGAGGAUGGAAAUGUGCAGCUGGUUAGCCACAAGGAUGUCCAGGAAUCCCUCACAGUGAAUAAUGAGACUCAGACUGCAAAGGAGUUUGUGAAAAUCAUUGAGGAUGCAGAAAAUGAAUACCAGACGGCCAUCAGUGAGAAUUACCAGACCAUGUCUGACACCACGUUCAAAGCCUUACGCCGGCAGCUUCCUGUCACCCGCACCAAGAUUGACUGGAACAAGAUCCUCAGCUACAAGAUUGGCAAGGAGAUGCAGAAUGCCUAGAGGACAGUGUGUUGGUCGUUCUGUCUGUGUUACUGCAAAGAAAAACUGCGAGAGAACGGGGGAAAUCAGAAACGGAGAGUGUGGUCUAAUGUGUUUAUUUUGUCUGUGUUAAAGAAUGCCACGAUUUCAUUUGUUGUCAGGAGUUGGUAUGCUUCCUUCGCCGCGUUACGAGGUAAUGCCUUCAUUUUAAGAGGACAUUCUGAUUGGUUGUUUAGCUCUGGCUCAUUUGCUAAUUUUUCAUUUAAACAAAAUGCCUUUACUGACACUGUGAAAGUUUGGGUCAUUGGGUCAUCCCCUCCUGCCCACACGCAUACUCAUGCUUCAAAAUCAGUCAUACCCCUCAUUUGGUUGUCUGGGUGCCACAGGUAGCAAUCUGUUUAAGCCCUGUUUGUAACCCUCCAAGCUCUUCCAUUGCUGGCACUAUGGCUGGGAUUCAAACAAAUGCAGAUAAAUGACCUGUGCAUUGUGGUUGAUCUUUGGUUGAAGGUGAUUUCCGAUUGAGCUGCCAUCUGCUGCGUUUACAGCUAAUGUGAUCUCUGUGAAUGUCUGGGGAAAUUGCCUUUAAAAGCCUAUCACUGUGUGCAGGUUGUUAAUCUGCGUUGGAUUGAAUUCCGAACUAAAUUAUUUUGUAUAGGUCUUGGCAAAUCUUUCUGUAACCCAAGGUCUCCGAGUGAGGUGUAUACUCCUUUUUAAUGACUAAAUAUAGUGCACCACCUCCCCCUCAAAGAAAAGACCCAAGUAUCAGCUCUGUUCCCUGCAAUCUUUCCCGUGGUAAAGAUAUGUACUUUGAACUGUUUAUUAAUGUUUUUUCAUCACACUGAAUUAAUCUUCAUUUCACACACCAGGCAGGCCUACAUGCUCGGUUCUCAGUGGUUUAAUCAAGCCUAAAUAAGUACAGUACCAUCAGUAUCCUCUUAUCAGUGAUUAGGCUAAGUUAAUAUAUAAUACCUAUACUUUGGAUAAAAGCGUCUGCUAAAUGGCUUAUUAUAUAUUCCUUUUUUACCUCCCACACUCCUUCCUUUUAGCUUUUUGCUAUAUGUUUUUAUACAAAAUGUCAGAACCAUGUAUAAUAAACAAAAGGAAUGAAGAAGUUGCACCAAAUGCUAUGCUGUAACUAUUGUGAUCAUUAACUGUUAACCAGUAUGUAGAAAUAUUCUGAUUGGGGAAAUAAAUUAAAAUCAGAAUUGGUGCCAAA
This is a messenger RNA of Coregonus clupeaformis (lake whitefish), 2117 nucleotides long. Its product is annotated as F-actin-capping protein subunit alpha-1-like. Gene Ontology annotation, molecular function: actin filament binding. The record is from RefSeq and is a predicted model, not a curated record. Gene Ontology annotation, biological process: barbed-end actin filament capping; actin cytoskeleton organization. The transcript is spliced from 10 exons. The coding region runs from base 62 to 922 and encodes 286 amino acids. NCBI's taxonomy places the organism in Eukaryota, Metazoa, Chordata, Actinopteri, Salmoniformes, Salmonidae. Gene Ontology annotation, cellular component: actin cortical patch; F-actin capping protein complex.